Molecule: messenger RNA, 1594 nt
Organism: Bombus impatiens (common eastern bumble bee)
Lineage: Eukaryota; Metazoa; Arthropoda; Insecta; Hymenoptera; Apidae
Gene: step
Product: cytohesin-1
Exons: 6
Coding region: 16-1152 (378 amino acids)
Biological process (GO): regulation of ARF protein signal transduction
Molecular function (GO): guanyl-nucleotide exchange factor activity
Source: RefSeq, a predicted model, not a curated record
UAGAAACCGCAGCACAUGGUCAACGUCUGGCAUCUCUGUUGUGCGCAACUGAAAGAUGAGCUGGGCGAAGUGGUGGCCGAGAUGGAAGCGAUGGAGGGCGGUGGUCUCGCGGCCGACGAGACCAAGCCGUCGAACAAGGCGAAACAGACGUCUAUCGGCCGUAAGAAGUUCAACAUGGACCCUAAGAAGGGAAUCGAGUACCUGAUCGAGCACAAUCUGCUGGCCCCGACGCCCGAGGACGUCGCCCAGUUCCUUUACAAGGGCGAGGGCCUGAACAAAACCGCGAUCGGCGACUACCUGGGCGAACGACACGACUUCAACGAGAGGGUGUUGCGAGCGUUCGUCGAACUGCACGAUUUUACAGACCUGAUCCUGGUACAAGCUCUUCGACAGUUCCUCUGGUCGUUCAGAUUACCCGGUGAGGCGCAGAAGAUCGACCGGAUGAUGGAGUGUUUCGCGCAAAGGUACUGCCAGUUGAACCCGAAUAUAUUCACCAACACGGACACCUGUUACGUGCUCAGCUUCGCCAUCAUUAUGUUGAACACGUCGCUGCACAAUCCGAGCGUCAAGGAUAAGCCCAGCGUGGAACAGUUCAUUUCCAUGAACCGUGGCAUCAACAAUGGCGGCGACCUACCUCGCGAACUCCUUGUGAGCUUAUACGAAAGUAUAAAGACGGAACCGUUCAAGAUACCGGAAGACGACGGGAACGAUCUGAUGCACACGUUCUUCAACCCUGACAAGGAAGGCUGGCUCUGGAAGCAAGCAGGCGGACGCUACAAGAGCUGGAAGAGACGGUGGUUCAUAUUAAACGACAACUGUCUGUAUUACUUCGAGUACACGACCGACAAGGAGCCACGAGGCAUCAUUCCGCUGGAAAACAUUCAGGUCAGAGAGGUGCAGGAUCGGCACAAGCCGCAUUGCUUCGAGCUAUACGCCGCUGGCUCAGAGUUCAUCAAAGCGUGCAAGACGGACAGCGAGGGAAAAGUUGUCGAAGGCAAACACACUGUGUACAGAAUGUCUGCGGCCACGGACGAAGAGAAAGAAGAAUGGAUCAAAUGCGUGCGGCAAAGCAUAUCGCACAAUCCCUUCUACGACAUGCUUGCAGCCAGGAAAAAGAAGGCGCAAAAGACAAAUGUACAUUCGAAGAGUUAAACUUUACCAUGGACACAGCUUCUAGAGAAGCCUGGCGAGACACAAGACUGUCUAUUCACGAGCCUACGUUCCUAUCAGGAUCGUGAAAUACAAUCAAACUAAUCUGUACGGAGGUCCAUCCGACUGCGCUGAUCUAGCAGAAGAUAUACAGAUGUUUGCUUCACCUGUUGAUGAAUGUUCGUCAACGUAGUUUAAGCGACACGCAAGACACAGGGACAAAUACGAAAGGAAGGGGAAAACGAUGCUAUUGAUUGAGGAUCGUUCGACAUUAUGUUUUGUAUAAGAAUUUACGCUGCGUUUUAGGGGCCUAGAUGUGUAUUAUUUAAACAGAUUUCGACGAUAGACACGAAACGUUUCCCUAAAAGAUGAACGAGUAGAGAGAGAGAAAGAGAGAGAGAGAGAGAAAGGGAGAGAGAGAGAGAGAGAGAGAGAGUGAGAGUGA